CCUUGUAGUUGUAAAUUAUAUAUAUAUAUUACCCACUCCAAGUAAUUGAAUGUUCUUCACUGGAAAACCAUUACCGAUUACCGCUUUUCUUCUUCCAAAUCACUGCCAAAUCAAUUCCUUCAACCGCACCAAAUUGAUCUUCGCCCCACAUUCAUGGCGCCCGACGACGCUGUGGUCGUAGUGAAUGGCUUGAACUUCGAGCAGAGGCACGGCAAGGAACGAGUGCGAGUGGCUCGGGUUUGGCGGACCAAAGACGGCCGCCAUUUUAUCGUCGAAUGGAGCGUUGGCAUCAGUCUCCUCUCCGAUUGCGUCGCUGCAUACGUUAGCGAUGAUAAUUCCGAUAUCGUUGCAACCGAUACUAUGAAAAACACUGUAUAUGCAAAAGCCAAGGAAUGUUCUGAUCAAAUUUCAGUGGAAGAUUUUGCAAUUCUUCUUGCCAAGCACUUCACCUUGUAUUACAAGCAGGUUACUACUGCAAUAGUGAAGAUCGCAGAAAAGUCAUGGGAGCGUGUAUCUGUCAAUGGUCAACCACACAACCACGGCUUUAAACUUGGAUCUGAAAAGCACACUGCAGAGGCGAUAUUUAAGAAGUCAGGUGUUUUACAAGUGAGCUCUGGUAUUGAGGGACUAUCUUUGUUGAAGACUACUCAAUCAGGUUUUGAGCGAUUUCAUAGGGAUAAGUACACAGCUCUUCCUGAGACAAGAGAGAGGAUAUUGGCCACCGAAGUGUCUGCUUCAUGGAGGUAUUCAUUUGAUUCUCUCUAUGGUAUCCCUAAAAAGCAGUGUUACUUCGCGGAAACAUACCUUGAUGUGAAAAAAGUAUUAGUUGACACCUUCUUCGGUCCUCCAAAAGAGGGAGUUUAUAGCCCAUCUGUUCAAUACACUCUUUAUGAAAUGGGAAAGAAUGUCCUCAGCAGGUUCCAAGUUAUAUCAUCAGUGAGGCUGAAGAUGCCAAAUCUUCACUUCUUACCUGUCAACAUAUCAACAAAAGAUAAUCAGAGUAUCGUUAAGUUUGAGGAUGAUGUGUAUCUGCCAACAGAUGAACCACAUGGAUCAAUUGAAGCUUCCUUGAGCCGCUUCUCUUCGAAGCUGUGAGGAAAUUUAAGCAUUUUCUGCUUCUUUUUUUUUUUUCCAAGUCAGAUUGUCGUGCCUUUUCCAUUUGUAUAAUAGUGAAUUAUAUAUCUGAAUAAACUCAGAAAUGUUUAUUUAAAUUAAAGUGUUGUCGAUCAUAGUGGUUACAUUGUGGAUAUUUUCUGUUUUGUGUACUGUCAGUGUACACUAAUAAUAAAAUUUUAACUUCUUUUCCUAAGGAAA
This is a messenger RNA of Benincasa hispida (wax gourd), 1314 nucleotides long. NCBI's taxonomy places the organism in Eukaryota, Viridiplantae, Streptophyta, Magnoliopsida, Cucurbitales, Cucurbitaceae. The record is from RefSeq and is a predicted model, not a curated record.